Messenger RNA from Linderina pennispora, 675 nucleotides. RefSeq lists its product as uncharacterized. The transcript has a single exon. The record is from RefSeq and is a predicted model, not a curated record. Bases 1 to 675 code for a protein of 224 amino acids. NCBI's taxonomy places the organism in Eukaryota, Fungi, Kickxellomycota, Kickxellomycetes, Kickxellales, Kickxellaceae.
AUGUACCGUCUGCCGGACGGGCAGCGGGGAGCAUUGCGUCAGACCAGCCUGGCGCUGGCCCGCGAGGCCUCGCGGGACGACGGCCGGUCGAGCGACACAGGGUCCAGCACACACCUGAAUCCGUUCAAGGGCAUCAAGCGGCUGUACAACGGGUUCCGCAAGCACAAGUCCUCAGCGCGCUCGCACUCGCCGGCCCCCUCGGACGACGGGCGCCUGCGGAAGUUCUACUCGCUGCCUUUGUACGCGAGCGACAACACAAAUCAGAACAGCAAGUCGUACUCGUCCGAGAAGCGGCGCACCAGCGACGACGGCGUGGUGGAGGGCUCGAGUAAGGGUGCCAGCGCCUACCCGUCGCCGCCGCUGUCGCCGACGAAGCCCCGCAAACGUGUGCACUUCAACUCGAGCACCCCCGAGGUCUCGCAUACAUACUCGGCCGAGGAGUACGACCGCCGCGUGGUGGAUCCCUGGGAGCUGAUGACGAGGGAGAGCCGCGCCGAGAUGCGCAACGAGAUGGUGAACUACACUCGCAACGAGAUGCAGCUCAACGACGUCUACAACACAAACGAUUCGACGUAUUGCACGCUAUGCUGGCGCAAGCACUGCCACUGCCGCGCACUGUCCAAGGAUAUCUGGAAGCGCGCAAAGUCCACCUCGAUGGUUCGCGCUGGCGCUUAA